Molecule: messenger RNA, 1059 nt
Organism: Chiloscyllium plagiosum (whitespotted bambooshark)
Lineage: Eukaryota; Metazoa; Chordata; Chondrichthyes; Orectolobiformes; Hemiscylliidae
Source: RefSeq, a predicted model, not a curated record
AUGGGCAGUGAUUCCCAGAUCAACAUUGGCAGUGAGUCCCAGAACAACACGAGCAGUGAGUCCCAGAACACCACGAGCAGUGAGUCCGAGGACAGCAUGGACAGUGAGUCCCGGACCACCACGGGCAGUGAGUACCGGAACAACACGGAAAGUGAGUCGCAGAACAACAUGAACAGUGAGUCCAAGAAAAACACGGGCAUUGUGGCCCUGAACAACAUGGACAGCAGUGAGUGCCAGAACAACACGGUCAGUGAGUCCCAGAACACCACGAGCGGUGAGUCCCAGAACACCACGAGCAGUGAGUCCGAGGACAACACGGUCAGUGAGUCACAGAACAACACAGGCUGUGAGUCCCAGAAUACCACUAGCUGUGAGUCCAAGACCAAAAUGGGCUGUGAGUUCCAGAACAUCACGGGCAAUCUGUCCUGGAACAACGUGGGCAGUGAGUCUCAGAACAACGCGGACAGUGAUUCCUGGAACAGCAGGGGCAGUGAGUCCCAGAACAAUGCGGAAAUGGAGUCCCGGAACAACACGGGCAGUGAGUCCCAGAAAAACAUGGCAAGGGGGUCCCAGAACAACAGGGAAAUGGAGUCCCGGAACAACACGGGCAGAGUUGGAUCAAACACUGAGCAACAGCAACAAAAAAGCGAGGAAGGCGAUAAACCACAGCUAGCGGGCGCCGAAUUGGACAUCGAUACUGUUGUAAUUAAAAUCCAAUCAUAUCGAGACGGCGAAAUGAACAGUCAACUCCAACCGCUCUAUCCCUCUUUAGAGGAGGUCAGUGUUUCGGAAAAUGAUAUUGAACUCAAGGAGGAGAGAGAAUGUCCGGUGAAUGGGAAGGGCAGCUCACAUAAACAAUGUCUCCAUGGAGCAGAUGCUCAGAUCGUAGGUGGUUCAAUUACAGGAGAAUGUACCGGUUCUCAGUAUCCUUGUGCUGUAUAUGUCAAGGCACCAGGAUUAGAUUACCAGGCUGCUACUAAAGGACAAAAACAAUGUGGUUGUGCCGUAAAACAGGUUGUUGGAGAACCUGGUAAAGAGAACAGCAGCAUGACUGAAUAA